AUGAGCCUCCAUUUAUUGUACUACUGCUGUGAACCAACCUUGGAUGUGAAAAUUGCCUUUUGUCAGGGAUUCGAUAAACAAGUGGAUGUGUCAUAUAUUGCCAAACAUUACAACAUGAGCAAAAGCAAGGUUGACAACCAGUUCUAUAGUGUGGAAGUGGGGGACUCAACGUUUACGGUUCUCAAACGCUACCAGAAUCUAAAGCCUAUUGGCUCUGGGGCUCAGGGAAUAGUCUGCGCUGCAUAUGAUGCUGUUCUUGACAGAAAUGUGGCCAUUAAGAAGCUCAGCAGACCCUUUCAGAACCAAACGCAUGCCAAGAGAGCCUACCGGGAGCUGGUCCUCAUGAAGUGUGUGAAUCAUAAAAACAUUAUUAGUUUAUUAAAUGUCUUCACACCCCAGAAAACAUUGGAGGAGUUCCAAGAUGUUUACUUAGUGAUGGAACUGAUGGAUGCUAACUUGUGUCAGGUCAUUCAGAUGGAGUUAGACCACGAGCGAAUGUCAUACCUACUAUACCAAAUGUUGUGUGGCAUCAAGCACCUUCACUCUGCUGGGAUUAUCCACAGGGACUUAAAACCAAGUAACAUUGUAGUCAAGUCUGAUUGUACAUUGAAAAUCCUAGACUUUGGGCUGGCCAGAACAGCAGGCACAAGCUUCAUGAUGACUCCCUAUGUGGUAACACGUUAUUACCGGGCCCCCGAGGUCAUUCUGGGAAUGGGCUACAAGGAGAACGUUGACAUGUGGUCAGUAGGGUGCAUCAUGGGAGAAAUGAUAAAAGGUGCAGUGCUGUUUCCUGGCACUGAUCAUAUUGACCAGUGGAAUAAGGUUAUUGAGCAACUAGGAACACCAUGUCCAGAGUUCAUGAAGAAAUUGCAACCCACCGUAAGAAACUAUGUGGAGAAUCGGCCCAAGUAUGCAGGACUCACCUUCCCCAAGCUCUUUCCAGAUUCCCUCUUCCCAGCGGACUCUGAGCACAAUAAACUCAAAGCCAGCCAAGCCAGAGACUUGCUGUCAAAGAUGCUAGUGAUUGACCCAGCGAAAAGGAUAUCAGUGGAUGACGCCUUACAACAUCCAUACAUCAAUGUCUGGUAUGACCCUGCUGAAGUGGAGGCGCCCCCACCUCAGAUAUAUGACAAACAGCUUGAUGAGAGAGAACACACCAUUGAAGAAUGGAAAGAACUUAUCUAUAAGGAAGUAAUGAACUCGGAAGAAAAGACUAAGAAUGGCGUUGUGAAAGGACAGCCUUCUCCUUCAGGUGCAGCCGUGAACAGCAGUGAGAGUCUCCCUCCUUCCUCAUCCGUCAACGACAUCUCCUCCAUGUCCACCGACCAGACCCUGGCAUCUGACACUGACAGCAGCCUGGAAGCCUCGGCAGGACCCCUGGGUUGUUGCAGGUGA
Messenger RNA from Budorcas taxicolor (takin), 1395 nucleotides. RefSeq names its product mitogen-activated protein kinase 10 (gene MAPK10). Gene Ontology annotation, cellular component: nucleus; cytoplasm. Gene Ontology annotation, biological process: protein phosphorylation; JNK cascade. Gene Ontology annotation, molecular function: JUN kinase activity; ATP binding. Bases 1 to 1395 code for a protein of 464 amino acids. The record is from RefSeq and is a predicted model, not a curated record. The transcript is spliced from 12 exons. Lineage: Eukaryota; Metazoa; Chordata; Mammalia; Artiodactyla; Bovidae.